AUGGCGAAAUUUCAAAGUCGCAAAAGAAAGCUACACGCAAGUGGAGGGAAGGCGAGCGGCAGCAGUUUCAGAUUCACUGCAAAUAGGCUACAUGACGGCUCGUCGGGUGACGUCCGCUCUGCAGGUUUUUCGAUAGGCCUGGGCCCCGUCGUGUGGCUCCUGAACGCCGAACUGGUGCCGUGUCGUGGCAGCGGCACUCUGAUCUCUAUGGUGUCGGCGUUCAACUGGACGUGCGCCGUGGGAGUGACCAUCUUCUUCGACCAGGUGCGAGACUCACUGCGGCUCUCCGGGCUCGGCUUCUUCUUCAGCAUCGUCACUUUCAUCGGGGCGAUGCUCGUCACUUUUUUCCUUCCCGAGACCGGCCGAAUCACGCUAGAAGAGCUGCUUCAAGAGAACCUCUUCUACGUCGGGGAUGCCGAGCCACAGGCCGGUCGCAAAGGAGAGAAGAAAUGAACGUAUGGCACUCCGCCGAUGCAUUCAGGCGAUAUCAAAGAUGUCGCAUUCGUAAA
Rhipicephalus microplus (southern cattle tick) is the source of this 509-nucleotide messenger RNA. Its product is annotated as facilitated trehalose transporter Tret1-like. The record is from RefSeq and is a predicted model, not a curated record. Gene Ontology annotation, cellular component: membrane. Gene Ontology annotation, molecular function: transmembrane transporter activity. Lineage: Eukaryota; Metazoa; Arthropoda; Arachnida; Ixodida; Ixodidae. Gene Ontology annotation, biological process: transmembrane transport.